Messenger RNA from Rhizopus microsporus ATCC 52813, 231 nucleotides. RefSeq lists its product as uncharacterized. The transcript has 2 exons. The record is from RefSeq and is a predicted model, not a curated record. Lineage: Eukaryota; Fungi; Mucoromycota; Mucoromycetes; Mucorales; Rhizopodaceae. The annotation marks the transcript as partial.
AGUGAAGACUUGGCUAAUCUCGUACAAAUUUUAAAGGACCAACUUUCCAAGUUACCCACAGAACAACCUCCGGGUAGCGAAGAUAUCUAUGACUUAGAUACCUCAAUUAUUUUUGCCUGCGAUGAUUUCGAAUGGUGCAAUGGUGGUCCAGGAGGCUGUGCACAAGGUCAAUCGUCUGUAAAAGCAACCGAAGAACAAAAGGAAAAGUUUAAAGAAUUGGUAGAGUUAUUG